Molecule: messenger RNA, 2132 nt
Organism: Dinoponera quadriceps
Lineage: Eukaryota; Metazoa; Arthropoda; Insecta; Hymenoptera; Formicidae
Gene: RagA-B
Product: ras-related GTP-binding protein A
Exons: 7
Coding region: 683-1603 (306 amino acids)
Biological process (GO): cellular response to amino acid stimulus; cellular response to starvation; regulation of autophagy
Cellular component (GO): lysosome; nucleus; Gtr1-Gtr2 GTPase complex
Molecular function (GO): GTP binding; GTPase activity
Source: RefSeq, a predicted model, not a curated record
CAGUUGCGCCGACGAACGACGGCAGGACAGGUUGAAGUGAGACGAGUUACAUGUUUUCUCGCUUCAACUUGCCGCACUGUAUACAUUCAGCAGCGCAGCUAUAAAGAACGGACCAAGUUUAAUGCGGCUGUGAAAUCAGGCCUAAAGUAUGAAUGACGGGUGUUUUGAGUCAAAUUGUGUUACGUCGCGCACGUUCGCUCGUAAACACCGUUUCACGUUACUCAUCGAAGCUAAGUUCGCGUUGUGAAUCCUACAUAUCAGGGAGUGUGCGUCACAAUUAUUACAGCCGAGAAGAAGAGGAAGAAGAAGAUAAGCGGUCCAAGAGCACAGUCGGGCAGGCUGAGAUCAACACGAGCAGUCCGCAUCCCUAUGAGGCAAAAAAUGCGAGCAGGAAUAACACUGUUCUUCUGAGUUUCGAUCCGAAGGGCUCAGCCGCUUAAUCUUGACGUCAGCUUCAUUUUCUCGAUACUCUGCGAUCCUGUCCGAAAUGGAGCGUACUCAGUAGCACGUACCUGAUACGUUUCCCUUUCCGUGACAGACGGAUCGUGUGGUGCGAGUCCAGCGUAUUGCCGUGCGCGCGACCCUUGCUCUGAGGCGGAACAGCUGAUAACGGUGAACCAGUGCCCCGUCGAGGUGCUUUUCUUCUUCUGCCGAACACUGUGGGAAGAGAACAUUAUUCAAGAUGAAGAAAAAGGUCCUGUUAAUGGGAAAGAGCGGGUCGGGCAAGACAAGUAUGCGAAGCAUUAUAUUUGCAAAUUACAUCGCUCGAGAUACUCAUCGUCUGGGGGCGACAAUCGACGUGGAACAUUCCCACGUUCGCUUCCUCGGCAAUUUGGUGUUGAACCUGUGGGAUUGCGGCGGCCAGGAAGCAUUCAUGGAGAAUUACUUCGCGUCGCAGCGGGAUAACAUAUUCAGGAACGUCGAGGUGUUAAUUUACGUUUUCGAUGUGGAAUCGAGGGAGCUGGACAAGGACAUGCAUUAUUAUCAGAGCUGUUUGGAGGCCAUUCUGCAGAACAGCCCGGAGGCGAAGAUCUUCUGUCUCGUUCACAAGAUGGACCUCGUGCAGGAAGACCAGCGCGAUUUUAUAUUCAGGGAGAGGGAGGAGGAUCUGAAAAGACUGAGCCUGCCUCUGGAAUGUACCUGCUUCAGAACCAGCAUAUGGGACGAAACAUUAUACAGAGCGUGGUCCUCCAUCGUAUACAUGCUGAUCCCCAACGUGAAGGAACUCGAGCAGAGCCUGAAUCAAUUCGCCAACAUCAUCGAUGCCGAUGAAGUUCUCCUGUUCGAGAGGGCGACCUUCCUGGUAAUAAGCCACUGCCAGCGGCAAUUCCACAGGGACGUGCACCGCUUCGAGAAGGUCUCCAACAUAAUAAAGCAGUUCAAGCUGAGUUGCAGUAAAUUAGCGGCGCAGUUUCAAAGCAUGGAAGUCAGAAACACCAAUUUCGCGGCCUUCAUCGACAUAUUCACCUCGAACACCUACGUGAUGGUUAUCAUGUCCGAUCCGACUAUACCAUCCGCGGCGACGCUGAUCAACAUACGCAACGCCCGGAAGCACUUCGAGAAGCUGGAACGCGCCAGUCAAAGUUCAGCACUGACCAGAUAGAAGUCGGCGCGACCCAGGCGCCUCGUCACCCGGGUCCAACCUGUUAAUAACUGUUGAAUUUGCCACGCGAACGCGGGGAAGUGUUGCACCGUGUUGUGUUGUUGAGAAAUAGGCGAGACGUGAACGACAUGAGGGGGUGGGGGGGAGGGGGGGUACGUUCGAUCGUUCGUUGGCGAAACUGGGUCACAAAGUAACUUUAACACGCGGCUUUCAACGUGAGCGUUUAUGACAACGUAAUUGUGUGCGUGAUGCUCGGAGGAGGGCGGCUAUACUCGAUUAUCUCUCGCACCGUUCAUUAGGACUUUGAUUGUAAUGCAAUUGUCAUUCGUGUUGCAUGUAUAUACACGUUUCGUGAUCACCAAUGCAUCUUGCAGUUUAUCGAUGUGUGACAAUGACUGCGUAUACGCGCGACUGGCUCCGUAUUUUCUGUAUUCUGACUUUCGACUUGCCCGCGAUACGAGUCCUUGAUUGCGAUAAUGUUCAUAUAUAAUGUUAGUGAUAAAUAAAUAAAUAAAGAAACGCAGCGGAA